UUUGUUUACAAGUUUAAACCGUUCAUCCGUUUCGAACGAUAUUUGUCAUGCCCUAGCUAGAAGGCGGGGUUAAGCGUCUGACUUCAGACUUGGCGGAACGGGAGUCACAUGUCGCGCUCUGGGUUGGGCUCGCUAGGUGACACUGCUGUUCGGAGAGACGGUUUGAAGACCGAUAAGAAGACACCGAGGAGCAACGGAGAGGACAGUAGGCUACGGCCAUGGCGACGGGCGAUAGUGGAGAAACGUUAGAGUCGUGGCUCAACCAAGCUACAGACCCCUCUAACCUAGAGCUCAGAUGGGACUGCAUCCAGGGAUUCUACCAGCUGGUCAACACACACACAUCUGGUCCCCAGGUAGCUACCAGACUGCUGGCACACAAGAUCCAGUCUCCUCAAGCCAGAGAGGCUCUGCAAGCUCUCACUGUUCUGGAGGCGUGUAUGAACAACUGUGGCCAGCGGUUCCACAGUGAGGCCACCAAGUUCCGCUUCCUCAACGAGAUGAUAAAAGUCCUCUCUCCCAAGUACCUGGGCCAGUGGAGCCCAGAGCAGGUGAAGGAGAAGGUGAGAGAGGUUCUGUACAGCUGGACUGUGUGGCUGAAGGAUCUGCCCAAGGUCCAGGAGGCCUACAGCAUGCUAAAGAAACAAGGUCUGGUGAAGAAGGACCCUGUGCUGCCAGUCACCAUGGUGAUGCCCCCCCCCUCCAAGAGGACCCAGGACUCUGUCUUUGACCAGGAAGACAAGGCCAAGGUGUGUGUGUCAUGGUGUGUGUGUGUCAGGUUACUGGCAAGGUUACUGAACAGCAAUCGUGCAGAAGACCUACAAACAGCCAACAGACUGAUCAAGCAUACCAUUAAAGAGGAGCAGGAGCGUGUGGACAGGGUCUCCAGGCGUGUGUGUGUGCUGGAGGAAGUGGAAUGUUGCACCAGGGAACUCACAACUCUGCUGGACUCUGGAGACACCACACUGCACUCCGAGCACAUGAAGCUCCUGUACGAGCGCUGUGAUAGGCUACGGCCCAACCUGUUCCGCCUGGCCAGCGACACUGUGGACGAUGACUCGGCUCUGGCUCAGAUCCUCUCGGCCAAUGACGAGCUGACGCAGGCGGUUAACGCCUACAGAGACAGGGUGGCGACCAGUGGGAAGGGGGGAGGGGCCAAGCAGAAUGGUAGCCAUGAUAACAGAGAUUCCCUCAGUCCCAAAGAGAUAAAGAGUUACCACCUGAUAGACUUGUCAUCUCUGGACUCAGUCUUCCCUCCUCCCCCCUCCAGCAUCCUCCCCCCCUCUUCCUCCCUCCCCCUAUCUUCCUCCCUCCCCCCUCCUACCUUCCGCCCUCGGCUGGAAAGCAACCUUCUCAGUCUGGAAGAAGAACUCAACACUCUGGGUCUGGAUGAUGGGAUCGUCAGGUCCUUCUCAGGAGACUUGCUGCAGCUGUGUGGCUCUGUGUCUGAGCAGGCUGGAGAGAGGGCCCUCUGCAGGGAGGGGGUGUCCAGGAGGACAGAGCCCUGCCUGGUGGCUCGAGGUGAAGAAGGGGGCGGGUCCUGGGAAGACUGCUGGGCGGUUCCUCCGACUCAACCAAUCAGUUUGUCAGGAUCUAGCCAGCCAAUGAGGGUUUCUCUAGCAGAUAUCCAUGUUCCUCUGCAGUCCAUUAGACCUAGCCGACUGGAGCCAAUCACGGUUUUCGACCAGAGCGGGGUCCAUGUCUCCCUACAUUUUGCCAAGGAUACGCCCCCAGGACACUCAAACGUUGCCGUGGUAAUCGUCUCCACAGUGAACACUUCCCCUCUUCCUGUGAAAGACUUCAUGUUCCAGGCUGCUGUUCCCAAGACAAUGCAGGUGAAGCUGCAGCCCCCGCCUGGCCAGGACCUGCCCUCCUACAAGCCCCUCCUCCCCCCUGCCUCUCUCUCCCAGAUACUCCUAUUGGCCAAUCCCCAGAGGCGUAAGGUGCGUCUGCGGUACAGGGUGUCUCUUCUCCAUGGCAACCAGCUGCUCAGAGAGACCGGGGAGCUGGAGGAGUUUCCAGACUGGUCUUGCUGGGUCGGACUCUAGAACCCUGACCUCUGACCCUUCUAGAACACUGACCUGACCCUUCUAGAAUCCUGAACUCUGAUCCUUCUAGAACCCUGACCUGACCCUUCUAUAAUACUGAACAGACCCUUCUAGAACCCUGACCUGACCCUUCUAGAACCCUGAACUCUGAUCCUUCUAGAACCCUGACCUCUGACCCUUCUAGAACACUGACCUGACCCUUCUAGAAUCCUGAACUCUGAUCCUUCUAGAACCCUGACCUGACCCUUCUAUAAUACUGAACAGACCCUUCUAGAACCCUGACCUGACCCUUCUAGAACCCUGGCCUGACCCUUCUAGAACCCUGACCUGACCCUUCUAGAACCCUGAACUCUGAUCCUUCUAGAACCCUGGCCUGACCCUUCUAGAACCCUGGCCUGACCCUUCUAGAACCCUGAACUCUUAUUCUCCAAAACCUGUACCUUGACCCUUCUUGAACCCUGACCAGAUCUUCCAGAACACCCAAAGAACUUUCUAUAAUCCAAGCAAAACCUUUCAGAGCCGCGCCAAGCAGUUUCUAGGACCUUCCACAACUCCAAUGUGGAACAGUUCCAACCUCAAAUGAAGACAGUAUUGGAAACUUAAUGAAGUCAUGUUCUGGAAACAACUGUGUGUGUGUGUGUGUGUGUGUGUGUGUAACUCCUAGCAGACUUGUAGAGCUCUGAGAUCAACAUCUAUUUAUUUAAUAUUUGAAGUGUUCAUCCUGCUAUUCAGUCUGUCUGGCAUCUCUUUCUAUGCCUUUUGGUACUGUGUGUGUGUGUGAGGAGGGAUGGGGUGUGUGUAUGUGUGUCUCUGCAUGACUACGCUUUGAUGCCAAAACCCCCUAUAGCCAACCAGCAGGACCUGUUUGGUCACCUGACUGCUGAAUGAGGAAGUGUGUGUGUGUCUCAGGUUCUUUUAUGAGCUCAUUAAUAAAACAUUUUAUCUGA
This is a messenger RNA of Hypomesus transpacificus, 2992 nucleotides long. RefSeq names its product ADP-ribosylation factor-binding protein GGA3-like. Gene Ontology annotation, cellular component: trans-Golgi network. The transcript is spliced from 16 exons. Lineage: Eukaryota; Metazoa; Chordata; Actinopteri; Osmeriformes; Osmeridae. Gene Ontology annotation, molecular function: ubiquitin binding; small GTPase binding; phosphatidylinositol binding. Bases 219 to 2045 code for a protein of 608 amino acids. Gene Ontology annotation, biological process: intracellular protein transport; vesicle-mediated transport. The record is from RefSeq and is a predicted model, not a curated record.